CCAGUGUGAGGCAGCGGGUCGCGGGAGGGGAAGCAGUGAGGACAGCGUCUCCGGUCCACAGGCGCAAUGAGCGGGGGAGCGGAGCAAGCUGACAUCCUGAGCGUGCUCUCCCUGGUCAAGGAACGAUGGAAAGUGGCGAAGAAGAUCGGGGGUGGAGGGUUCGGCGAGAUCUACGAGGCGCUGGACCUGCUGACGCGGGUCAGCGUGGCGCUGAAGGUGGAGUCGGCCCAGCAGCCCAAGCAGGUGCUCAAGAUGGAGGUGGCCGUGCUGAAGAAGCUGCAGGGUAAGGACCACGUGUGUCGCUUCGUGGGAUGUGGACGCAACGACCGCUUCAACUACGUGGUGAUGGAGCUUCAGGGUCGUAAUCUGGCCGACCUGAGGAGGAGUAUGACCCGCGGCACGUUCAGCAUCAGCACCACCCUGCGUCUGGGUCGUCAGAUCCUGGAAUCCAUAGAGAGCAUCCACUCGGUCGGCUUCCUGCAUCGAGACAUCAAACCGUCUAAUUUCGCCAUGGGUCGCUUCCCCAGCACCUGUCGAACCUGCUACAUGCUGGACUUUGGUUUGGCUCGCCAGUUCACCAACUCAUGCCAGGAGGUCCGACCGCCUCGUCCGGUGGCAGGGUUCAGGGGAACAGUCCGUUAUGCAUCUGUCAAUGCACACAAGAAUAAGGAGAUGGGUCGCCAUGAUGACCUCUGGUCCCUCUUCUACAUGCUGGUGGAGUUUCUGGUCGGUCAGCUGCCGUGGAGGAAGAUCAAGGACAAAGAACAUGUGGGGAAGCUGAAGGACACCUAUGAUCACCGUCUCAUGCUCAAACAUCUGCCGGCAGAGUUUGGUGUGUUUUUGGAACACGUCUCCAGCCUGGACUACUUCACCAAGCCUGACUACCAGCUGCUGAUGUCAGUGUUCGACAACAGCAUGAAAACCUACAACGUGGUGGAGAACGACCCCUACGACUGGGAGCGGACCGGCACCGAUGGCACCUUGACGAUCAGCGCCAGUGCCACAACACCACAGCAUCACACCCGGCUCACUCCAGCUCUUAUGGGGAUGGCAAAUGCCUCCCUGAUACCUGGAGACCACCUGAGGGAAAACACAGAUGAGGUUUUGCAGGAUGAGCAGCUCAGUGACGUGGAGAACAACCCCGCCCCUGACCGCCUGCCUGGCUCUCCUCUGCACCCGCACCGCAACCAGGAGGCUGACGUGUGGGAGGAGCUGGACCGCAACCGUAACCGCAUCAGGACGGCCGUCUGGAAGGCAGCGACGGAGGAGGAACACAGCAACAACCAGGGAAACCAGGGAAACCAGGGAAACCAGGGACACCAGGGACACCAGGGACACCAGAGCCCCUACGCUGGGCCAAGUCUGGGUUCUCCAGUCAAACACUCUGAGGCGAUGGCUUCAGACCGAGAAGGCCCUCUGCUGAGGAAGCUCCGCAACAUCCACAGCUUCGAGCUGGAAAGGAGGCUCGGCCUAGAGUCAAAGCCCAGUCCAGAGCGCUUCCUCGAGACCUGCUCGCCUCAGCAGCAGACCGGCAGCCCACACCAGGAGAAGGAGGCAAAUGGACCUGCAAUCAUCCCGGUAACUCAGGGUCAAACUGUACCUGGCGGGGAGCGUCCCGAUCGGGUCUGGCACUAUGACGAGGAGUUCCUGUCGGGCUGUGGUUCUCCUAAGCCUGCGUCCCCUGGAUCUCUGGAGCAGGGAGAGGGGGCGGCCAGCAGCGGGGGCUUUGUGGCCCUCAAUUUGAGCUCUGGAAGGCAGGACAUUGACUCAAGGGAGUGGGUAAUGGUGGAGCGGCCAAGUGGCUCCCCGGGAGCCAAGCUUACCAACAGCCCUUCAGAGGAGGAUGAGGAGCCAGAGGUGCUCCAGCCAGGGCAACGGACUCCUGGGUGGGGUAGAGGCAGCCCAGGCCCGAGCUCAGGAAAAGCUAAACAGGAGAGCACGGCUUCCUCCAAAGGAAGCACCAAAGUGGACAAGUUGGAGCUCAGUGUGGGGCCUGUCGGGAAUCUGCCUCCGGUCACUCCAACCAGCCCAGCUGAAGCUCUGGCUGAGGGAGUCCUCACGCAGUUCCCCACCUCUCCUCCGUCCCUGCCUGAGGAAGUGGCGGUGCGGACAUGCAGCCCCAUCCCACUGCGCUCUCCCAGCCCUCACACUCUCCUGACCACCCUGUCGGACCCGCUGCACCUGCGCCACCCGCCGGGCAUUAGGCGCAGCCAGUCGGCCGACCAGCAGCAGGACCGCAUCUCCUCGUCCUCCUCCUGCCACGCCUCCCUUCCGCUACCACCAAACCCCGCCCCCGGCACCCGCUCACCCAUUCGUAGGAAACUGCCCGCCAUCCCAGCGGGCGCCGCCAACGCCAAGUUUCCCUCCGUCAUACGCAUCACACGAGCCCAACUUCAGCAGUUGACAGCUCAGCGUCCCUCUGGGCUGUCCCAGUCAGGAUCGGACAGUGCUCCACAGUGCCUCCUCCUGGAGAUGCGUGGAGAAUCUGAGGCUCAGCAGGUCCAGGAUCACACGGUGGACGUCACCUCCCCACAGGACCAUGUGCUCACCCAUCCAGGGACACCCACAGACCCUCUGGCUGAAAUGCUGAUCAAUGGAGACAGCAACACCAAAGCUCCAAGUCCGGUGCCAAGUCGUGUGUCUUCCCCGCGUUCUCCCCGCUCACCUCCUCCACGCUCGCCCUCCUCCCCGCACUCCCCUCGCUCCCCACAUUCUCCUCACUCCCCACAUUCUCCUCGUUCUCCUCGAAGUCCGUUUUUUUCGAAUGGCCCCUUCUCCCCCCAUGGCUCUGGCCAAAAGGAUUUAAGUAACGGCGCUUACCCCAAGCUGAGAGACUAUGAGAAUGAUUCCGGCCUCGCUCCCUGUGCCACAGAGUCUCAGCUGAGAGGGGAGGAGGGUGGAGAGGGGAUCCAGGCUAAAGAGCCGACUAGCAGCCCAGUAUCCUCCUCCCGGGUUGCCCCCCGCAAGGACCCUAGCCGGAGGCUUAGUCGCAUCCCGGUCCUGGAGCCCUGUAGCCUGCUAGAGCUCCCUACUCCAGGGUCAGCCAAGGAGAAACUCUUAAGGAAGAAAGCCAGUCACCAGGGCCCGGUCCCCUCUCCCACCGCCUCACCCUCCCUCUCUGAUAGGCGCAGUGCCAUGGUCGCCCUUGCAAGAGACCCGCUGUCCUCCGCCUCUGACCGCUCGCAGGACGAGGACUCUCUCAUGGGCUCCCGCUCCGACCGCCAGGGAGACGAUGCCCCGUCCCUCUCCUCAUCUUCUAGCCCUCUGUCCCGCAAGAGCAGGAUCCCUCGUCCAAUUCAUCCGGUCUCUUCUGCUGAGCAGCUGGCUGCCCAAUACCUGCCACGCCCACCGCCUGGGAAGCCACCUAGUCGCUCCACAGUGGAGGGCAGGCUAAGGCGUUACCGCAUCCGAGCGAGCAGCACCAGUGACUCUGACCUCCUCACAUGCCUCGCUCAGCUGAUGCAUGGCUCCCGCGGCUCCCCGGUCCACCACCGCUCCUCAGCCCAGCACGGGGGCUCCAGGAUGGGCGUCUGCAGCCUGACCAGCUCGCCGCACCACCACCGCAGCUCCAGCGCCUCGCCGCGCAGCUCCUCCUCCCUGCAGCGCUCCGUGAGCUCUUCGCCCUCCCGCCAUGAGCCCCGUGGCGGCGGGGGAGGGGGCUGCCUCGGCCGCAGCCGCUCGCCCCCCAGCUUCUCGGGCUCACCACCCCCCCGCCGCUUCUACUCCCAUCACCAGGAGACUUGCUGCAGCCGCCAGGCACGCACCAGCCCCUUGUACCUGUCCAGGGGUAAAGGCUGCAGCCGAGAGGGCAAGUGCUCCAGCAAGCUGAGCAGAUAGUUGCACUGACACAGCCGUGGAUGGGAAGACUCCACAUUCUGAUAGACGUCAGUCAGGAGAAGAACCUGAGUCUUCCUCUUUAAUAAGAUUUAAAAAAUCUACAGUUUUUCCUGUCAGUCCGAACCUUACAGUUUCCCCUCCGCUGCCCAGUGUUUUCUCUCCUUCUAUUUGCACCCAGUGUUUGUCAUUCAAUUAUGUGCUUAGCUUUAAAGGGGAACUCCAGUGAUCUAGUUUUGAAUUUCUGUAAAGUUGUGGGACACAGUCGACACAGGUUUCAGGAACAACGGUCAAAAUCUGUGCAUCAGAGGUCAAAAUGUCCUCGCACCAAAAGCUUCUUCUCACAUUUACCUGACUCCUUGAUAUGAGUAAAAUGAAAUUGUUCCUGUGCCACUUUAUGACAAUUCAUCAGAUGAACUACUGUAUUCUGGAUCAGGGUCCUCGUGUUAUAUUUGUUCAGAUGUGGUAGAAGCAAAGUAGUGUAGCUGCAAAAUGUAAAAGUUCUUUCUCAAUGCAGGAAGUUCUAUGAUACAUGAAUCAAGAGUUAGUUGAGCCAGUAGACACAUAAAUAAAUCAGCUUAUUUAACUCCAAACCAUCAUGCACAAAAACAUAUAUAGUAACUUAUUUAUCCCCCCCAGUAACAAUGCACUGAUGGAAUAUCAGUGCAGCACAUCCCAGCUUUGUUAAAUAUUAUCCCCGGGGUUGACUCUCUUGUCUCCUCUGACUUGUGGAGCAGGCAGGGUAUAAUAUUUACUUUAUGCUACGUGUGAAUGCAUAAAGCCAGAGUUUGUGUACAGCUGUAUUUAUUGAGAUAUUUAUUUUCAUGCUUAGCGAUGCCUACGACUCCUGUACCCUCCUCUGUGCGAUGGUGGACGUGCGGGUUUGUGUCGCCCGGAUUAGUUUUACACGCUCAAUCGCCGGGAUUACGCCGAAGUGAUCCUUUAAACAAUCAAUCAUGUACCGUGUGUGAGGAUACACACCUUUUUGUGCCUACUGUGUUGCUGUGAAGUGAUCUGAGGGGAUUAAAGGUUGUUGUAGGGGAACUCCCUUUUUAGAUGUGAAGGAGAUGUGUUAGCUGUAGUUGUUGUAGCAGUGGGGGGCUUAAAGAACACAAGGUACAUCACAAUGUGAGUAAUGUUCAGAUAGAUUUGUCCCAGCGUGUGCCUUGGCACUUUGGGCAACUCGAGGAUUCACUCUGGUGUGUCUGGGAUUAGAAGAAGAAAAAAGCCAAAAUCGGACGCGUGCCAGUUCCACCAGUAUUCUCUAAUGUAGAAGAGGUAGCAACACAACUGUUUGUAAAUCCGACACCCUUUGAACAACGGUUUACUUGAGUGCAGAGUGGUUGUUAUUUAUAAAGAUAUUUCAAAUUUCAAAAACCCACUUGCAGCUGUCCUGUGUGUACCAGGUCAGUGUUUGAGACGACACUUUGAACAAAUGUGAAUUUCAGACCUCAAACAACAUUUUUGUCAAAUGUUACUGAAAACAGAGGCCAUAUGUGUGUAUAUAUAUGUAUAUAAAUAUAUUUCUCACACCAAUAAGAUGAAGAAUGUUUUUUUUUGGUUUCUUUGGUUUUCCUCCUGCGCCGGAGAAUGUCUUUUUUAUAAAACAACGUACACUAUGUUUGUGCUCCGGGCGAAGGAGGCAGAGUAAUGUUUGUGUUUUGAUUUUAGUCCAGAUUCCUCACUCAAGCUCCUCUUCCCACUCCUCUGCUUGUAAGAUACUGUAAAAUAACUCCGGCUUCCUUCCAGCGCUGCUCUUUGCAUGUUCAACAGAGAAAAGACGGGAAUAUAAAAAAGAAACAAAUCGGACUCUUCACAGAGUAAAAAGCUGCAGAACACCUCUCGUAACAGGGCAUUUAUCUCGUGAAGAUCUUCAUGACCUGUGUCUCAUUUUCCUCCAUCUUCCUAAUGGAUGACACUAGUGAGUCUGCGCUUCCUGCACUGACUCGGGACGAUUGUGUUGCUGGAUAAUGACGAGACUGUAUUUGUAUUAGUUUCAAUAUAGGACGUGAUGCGCGAAAUUAAAAAAGGAGAACAGACUUUGUAUUGUAGGAUAAAAACCACAGAGUUGAAAGGUAAACAGCAGCCUCUAUAGGACCCGGCCGCACGUAUGAGCAGACAUUGCCAAAUAUUUUGAAAGAUUUUGCAGAUGUGGUUCAUCUUGAUAUAUGAUAUAAGUGAAUGGAGCGGUCACGCUGCUUGGUAGACGUGCUGUUUGGGUUCGACUCGUGCAGGAGCCUACUCCGGCCUCACAGAGCAGCUACGAUGACUCAUCCUGACGGCAGACAGAGUUCAGUCAGUCAGCCGCCUUAACGUCUCUUCUCUGCCCCCUCUGUGCAUAGCGAGGGAUGACUGAGCCUUGUCUGUGUUGGUGAUCAUUCCACUAGUAAAGGGCCCAAUCCUUUCCCUGUCCCCUAUCUCUUGUCUGUUAAGGCCUGGUCACCUCUGAGGUCAGUGCAUAACCCUGUUUGUUCUCUCUGUGAGCUUGCAUGGGCCAAUUAUCGAUUGACCGGCUGGAAUGAAAACGUUUCAGGUUGCAGUGCUCAUUGUGUGUCUGUCCCUGCGAUCACCGCCCAAACAGGGCCGUGCAGAAUCCUCACUCGUCUUAAUUUUCAGCCUCAAGCUUUUCAAAGGUCAGAACCUCGCUGUGCAACACUUUUAACAUAUACCUGUAUGAUAAUAAUUAUUUAAAUGAAAUCAUAGUUGUAAAACCAUGACUUAUACGCUAACGAGCUUCAGUGAAAGGGAGGAACAGACACUAAACAGUGCAGCUGAUUUUCAAAAGAUGAACUGAUUUUCUUCUCAUGUUUCUCUAAGGUUAUUUUUAAUGCACAUGAGUGGUGUGUAGCUGUAGUCCUGGUGUUUCCCUCCAGGUGAGAUUAUUGUCGUCACUUUUUCAAGUGGCCUGAUGUUGAUGGUGUCAUAUUAAUGUAGUGGUGCGCUGGUAUUUGUGGUGGUGACAGAUACCCGAUCGGCCGACGAGAGCAAACCCAGCUGGUUUUUAGUUUUAUUUGAAAAUGUGAGAAGGAAACUAACAAAAGCUUCGGUGUACACCCGGUACACUUCUCUGCUCAUAACAUCUGAUAACUUGUUAAUAACUUAUAAAUACUUGACAGAAAUUAUUUAUUGUAACAUUUGCUAAUGCGCCCAUCCAUUGUUUUUUUUGUUACUUUUAAUUGUUGGGAUUUUUUAAUGGUCAAUAUUUUGUGUGUUGUAAGUGUACGUCUUAGUUUUGAAAUGUAACUGUACAGUCUCAAGGAAAGAAUGUAACAAGUGGGAGUUUUUGCAUUGUAUAUAACUGUAAUUAUUUAUGUUCACUCUAUCAUUUGUAUCAUAUCAAUGCCUUGUACAGUGUUUUUCUUUUCUUUUUAUGUUUUGAAAUUAUUUUGUAUUUUAUUUUUAUAAACUGGUUAUAAAUAAAAUACUCAUUCCGCAUGCAGACAGAA
Platichthys flesus (European flounder) is the source of this 7280-nucleotide messenger RNA. RefSeq names its product tau tubulin kinase 2a (gene ttbk2a). The record is from RefSeq and is a predicted model, not a curated record. Bases 67 to 3837 code for a protein of 1256 amino acids. Lineage: Eukaryota; Metazoa; Chordata; Actinopteri; Pleuronectiformes; Pleuronectidae. Gene Ontology annotation, biological process: signal transduction; peptidyl-serine phosphorylation; cilium assembly. The transcript has 15 exons. Gene Ontology annotation, cellular component: ciliary transition zone; cytoplasm; ciliary basal body. Gene Ontology annotation, molecular function: protein serine/threonine kinase activity; ATP binding.